This is a messenger RNA of Cladophialophora psammophila CBS 110553, 1101 nucleotides long. Its product is annotated as glutamine synthetase. Gene Ontology annotation, cellular component: cytoplasm. Gene Ontology annotation, molecular function: glutamine synthetase activity. The coding region runs from base 1 to 1101 and encodes 366 amino acids. NCBI's taxonomy places the organism in Eukaryota, Fungi, Ascomycota, Eurotiomycetes, Chaetothyriales, Herpotrichiellaceae. The transcript has 6 exons. The record is from RefSeq and is a predicted model, not a curated record.
AUGGCUGGCGUCGGUGAAUCUACGAUUGUGUCUAAUGCCACCAACUUGGCCAAAUUCAUGAAAUUGGACCAAAAAGGCAAGGUCCUGGCUGAGUACAUCUGGAUUGACGGAUCAAAUGGCCUUCGAAACAAGACAAAGACCCUGAGCGAAGCCCCCAAGAGUGUCGAUGAUCUUCCCGAAUGGAAUUUCGACGGCUCGUCGACCGGCCAGGCCCCGGGUGACAAUUCCGAUGUUUACAUCCGGCCCGUGGCCAUGUAUCCCGACCCAAUCCGUCUAGGCGAAAACGUUCUGGUAAUGUGCGAGACUUGGGACCCUGAUGGAACACCCAACAAAUUCAACUACCGCCACGAAGCGGCCCGACUGAUGGAAGCCAAUGCCAAGCACAAGGUGUGGUUUGGUUUGGAGCAAGAAUACACUCUCUUGGCCGCCGACGGUUGGCCAUAUGGCUGGCCCAAGGGCGGAUUCCCCGGUCCUCAGGGCCCUUACUACUGCGGUGUCGGCACUGGUCGCGUUUACUGCCGUGAUAUUGUCGAGGCACACCACAAAGCUUGCAUGUACGCCGGGAUCAACAUUUCGGGCACCAACGCUGAGGUGAUGCCCGCUCAAUGGGAAUACCAGGUUGGUCCUUGUGAAGGCAUUGACUUGGGUGACCAACUUUGGGUUUCUCGAUGGCUCCUCCACCGUAUCGCCGAAGAAUUUGGUGCCAAAGUCUCAUUCCAACCCAAACCUAUCCCGGGUGACUGGAAUGGAGCUGGCCUCCACACCAAUGUGUCGUCCAAGGAGAUGCGUGAAGAAGGUGGCAUGAAAUUCAUAGAGGAGGCGAUGAAGAAGCUGGAGAAGCGCCACGUUGAACAUAUCAAGGUCUACGGUGAAGAUAACCAUCUGCGUAUGACUGGAGCACACGAAACAUCCAGCAUUGACAAGUUCACCUGGGGUGUAGCCGACCGAGGGUCGUCGGUCCGCAUUCCCCGAGCCUGCGCCAGAGAAGGCAAGGGCUACUUCGAGGACCGACGACCAGCUUCCAACGCUGAUCCAUACCAGGUUACUGGUAUGAUUGUAGAGACUCUGUAUGGCUCCCUGCCCGAGGAGAAGUUUAACUGA